Messenger RNA from Daphnia pulex (common water flea), 4931 nucleotides. RefSeq names its product thyrotropin-releasing hormone-degrading ectoenzyme-like. The record is from RefSeq and is a predicted model, not a curated record. Bases 393 to 3341 code for a protein of 982 amino acids. Gene Ontology annotation, cellular component: cytoplasm. The transcript is spliced from 18 exons. NCBI's taxonomy places the organism in Eukaryota, Metazoa, Arthropoda, Branchiopoda, Diplostraca, Daphniidae. Gene Ontology annotation, molecular function: peptide binding; zinc ion binding; metalloaminopeptidase activity. Gene Ontology annotation, biological process: proteolysis; peptide catabolic process.
AAUUUCCAAUUAAAAAUUGAAUGGGAAAUAACGGAAUAAGUUGUAAACAUUUCAAUCAUUUUACACGCAAUAUUUGCAACCUCGCCUUCUGAAUUUCUGAUUUGCAAUUCUAGCAGUCGACACUUUUGUACACAAUCGAAAUCGUGAACACGUGAGUCGUGAGGCUCGUGUGUGCUGUGAUCGUCACCGAAUUCCGGUACCAGGAAACAUACUGUAAAAAGGUGAUCCUCAUCUUGAGGAGAAAAUGGUCGACUCACCAUCAGUCAGCAAGCGGCGUUGAUGCUGAUCACAAGUAAAAAUAUUAUACGCUUCUUUUUAUUUGUCAACGCCAAUAAUUUUACAAGCGCAGGCUCACAUCUGUUUUUCGUAUUCGUUAUUUUUGUGGUUACAUCAUGCUGUGCUUAAAAAUAAAUUUUGUUUGUUCGAAUUCAAUGAUGAAAGUUCUAUUGAUUGCCGUUUAUUUUGCGAGACUAGUGGUUACCAAAAGUCCCCAUACUGACGUAGAAAAUCUUAGUCCUUAUCGACUUCCAGAUGCCAUAUCUCCUGUUAAUUAUCAGCUGACACUUUUACCAGUUAUUGAAGACAAACCUCGACUGUGUGGCCACGUUUGGAUCAAUGUGACAGUCCAUUCCUCGACCAAUGUCAUUAUUCUUCACGGUCAAAUCCUUCCCGUCGAGACGGUUGUUUAUGCAGACAGUGAACCGACUGAUGACAACGGGGCAUCGAGAUCAGUGGUGGAAAAGUUAUGUUUCUCCGGUGUACUCGCUACCCUCGAACAGUUGAACGACGACCAACCAAAGGCUCGAGACGACAACGAUAUUGCUCAAAGCGUUCAUUUAAAUGAAGACUCUGAACAACUGAUUAUUAUUCUUAAAGAGGAACUGGUGGUAGGUGCCUAUUACCGGAUUGGUAUCCUCUACUUGGCAGAGAUUAAUGACGGUGACAACAUCGGGUUCUUCCGCGUCCAGAAGAAAAAUGAAGACGUCAGCAAUUGCUGUCCGCAAAGAUGGCUAGGGGCCACUCAAUUCGAACCUGCACAUGCUCGUAAAGUAUUCCCUUCCUUUGACGAACCCGCUUUCAAAGCGACUAUUGGACUCACAGUUGGACAUGAUUCUGUGCUAAAAGCCAUUUCCAACAUGCCUUGGAAAUCGUCAAAAUCCUUAGAAACCGUUGACGACUGGGUUUGGGAUACAUUUGAAACCACUCCGGCGAUGUCUACCUAUUUGCUGGCGUGCGUCCUGUCCGAACUCGAGUACUUGGAGACCAGCUACCUGUCAAUAGACGGCCGAAAUGUUUCUCUCCGACUAUGGACUGAAAAACCGAAAUUCAAUCAACUGGAUCUGGCGUACCGUUUGGUUCCUCAAAUUAUGGAAACGUUAGAAAACUACAUAGGAAUUCCCUACUCUCUUCCUAAACUGGACAUGGUCUCACUCCCAGGAUAUGAUUUAGCCCGAGCCAUGGAAAACUGGGGCUUGAUCGUGCAAAGUGAAUCGACUCUCCUUAAAGAUAGCAACAAGGAUGACACAAUGGAAAAGGCUAUUUUUGCCAUCACUAUUGUUCACGAACUUGCUCACCAAUGGUUCGGAAACCUCGUCACAUCUAGCUGGUGGUCUGACAUCUGGUUAAAUGAAGGGCUAGCAACGCUUUUUGAGGGGAUCGUCCUUAAUCGGAUAGCCCCUGAACUUGGAGUUGACGUCAUCACCGUCCUCUUUUUUCAACAAGCGUUGUUUCACGAUAACAUGAACAUAUCUGUACCUCUGAACUAUCCAGUUGAACUACUUCCUACCAUCGAACAUAAGUUUGACGGAUUUGCCUACGCUAAAGCGUCCGUGAUUUUCAGAAUGGUUAAAUCGUUUGUUGGAGACGAAGCUUUCCGGAGCGGGCUUAAUCGCUAUUUCAAUAAAUUUCAAUUUAAAGCCGCCAACAGCACCGACUUAUGGAUAAUUCUCACCCAAGAAUCUCGCCGGACAUCCACAAUCUCUUCUCGCAAACAUCUGACUAGGAUCAUGAAGAAUUGGACUGACCAAUCUGGAUAUCCGUUGAUUCAAGUAGAUCGCAAUCCAGAUGGUACAAUCCAACUCACACAGACACCAUAUUCUGAUUUGAAUAUGCAUUCGUUGGAUAACGUUACCGAGACUGCUUCUUGGUGGGUCCCUAUCUCAAUGACCAAUGGUGGAGAUCCUAAAUUCUCUCUAAAAGAUAGACUUCCGGUAGUGUGGCUUACCCCCAAGGUGCCAUCGAUGGCCAUUGAAGGUCCCGACGACAGUAACACCUGGAUUUUAGUUAACCUUGAAUACAGCGGCUAUUACCGAGUGAAUUAUGAUCGGCUUGGAUGGGAGCUUCUGUCUGAACAGCUUGUGCGCAAUCACACAGUGAUUCCAGCUUUGAAUCGAGCCCAACUGAUUGACGACGUGUUCACUCUUUGUCACAUUAAAAUCCUACCGUAUGAAGUCAGCCUGAGAUUGAUUGAAUAUCUCGCCCAUGCUGAGGAAGAACCUUUCGUUCGGAGUGUUGCAGUCGGCCAUGUCGGUCGUAUUCAACAAAUGAUGGAGAUGCAACAUAUCAACAAUGACUAUCUUACCAACAUGGUUAAGGUUAUGAUGAGUUACAUUGUGCCGUCGCAGAAAACCGAGUCUAGAAAUUUUUAUUCCACUGAUGUUGACUUUCGCUGCCUAAGUGAGGAUGAUCAAUGCGUGAGUCGUGUUCUAAGCCUCUUCCAUGACUUUGCUAAUGGAACCGAGACUUCUGCUCAAUCCAGGUUAAUGAAAAAUCAUUUUGACCAUGUUUGGUGCACAGCCUUGCGCCACGGAGGCAAAUCAGAAUGGUCCUACGCUUGGAAUAGUACUCGUACUCCCUCAACAAAAUUGCCCAAGAAAAGAAAAAUUCUUAAAGCGAUGGGUUGUACCGCGGAUGUGAAUCGCAUCCAGCAAUUGCUUUCUCGAGUCUUUCUUCCUAGUACCAGCCAACAGCCCAUUGAAACUUCAAUCAUCCUACACAGUUUAGCUGAGAAUCCUUCUGCCCGUCCGUCGGUCAUGACAUUCGUUAUGAAAAAUUGGGCGUUUCUCAGCAAACAUUUCCGAAAUCCUUCUCUGAUGCGGGAUCUUCUUGUGGUUGUCACUCAACAUUCUUCCUCAAUAGCAGAACUGAGAAAGGUGAGCGCCUUUUUGGAGCAAAAAGCAAAAGAGCUCGGACCAGGAAUUACCGAUCUCAUCGUCGCCACGAUUAGCAGUAAUAUACGACAGGUUGAGCUGCUGAAGCUAGACUUAAGCUAUCAGGGUUUAAUUCAUGAUUUUAGCAAUGAUCUAACUCAAGUAGAACAAAUUUCAUUAUCUGAAAAUUGAUUUGUACUUCAACGCAUGACAUAAUAUUGAUUCUCUUGUGCUGGUACGUAAUUUAUUCAAUGUCAAUUCAAACGGUGAACUUAACUAACACUUUUUAUUGUUGAUGAGCUUGUACUAAAGUUAAAUUAUAGGUGUUAAAGUUUCUGUUUGAAAUUUGCAUUCUGAAUGGUGUUAAUUGUUGAAGCUUAAAAGACAUUCUCAGAAAGCUUUUAUUUGUUAUUGGUAAACUGUAAUAUAAAGACCUACUCAAAUUAAUAGUAGCCUACUACUGGGGCUUAUCACUUUAAAAAUCCUACGAAAAACAGGUGAUUUUUCACCGCUUGUGUUAAUAGCUGGCGGCGAAGUUCAUCAUCUUGGCUUAGGCUGCCUGGGUAAGUUCAAAUGGAUCAAUCGUUAUUUUCAAAUUAACACAGCUUUGUAAUUUCAAAGAGCAAAUAGGAUAUAAACGGAAGACGAAACAGCAAUGAAUCGAAAUUGCGGUCUUGUGAAAGGAGUCCGACUACUUAGCGUGCAUUAUGUUGUCGAUUCACGCUAAAUAAUUGUUUCGAGGUAACGACUGGUUUUUUAUUUCCUUUACGAAAUAAUUCAUCUGAAGUUUCACUUAACUGACCAUAAUAACUAAAAAUAACUUAAAUGUCACGGACUGUAAACAAAUUAAGCAAUUUUCAUUUAUGUAACAAACUUUUCGUCAAUCUUUCCUUAAUCUUUCGAAUCCUGUGUGGUACGAUCACCCUUGUACCUUAUUACGUUGCUUUAUCAGUUCGCCAGCAAAUAGUGUUUGCCAGAGAGUAAAUAACGUUCACCAUGACUAGGCUUUUUAAGACUAUAUAACAACUUUGUUUAGUAACGUGAUUGUCAGUUUGUAAUACUCUUUGUUGUGGGAGGAAAAUUUACGAAAUAAAAUGAAGUACGGCCAAACUUUAGGUUGCAUGGUAGCGGUUAUACUGCUGAGCUGUGGAUGCUUGGCGAAACCCAGCAAUCGUGAAACAGUCAUGGAAAAUGAGAAAGAACUCGAUCCUGCUUUCAUUUUACGCUGGACAGUAAUUGAAGGCACGGGUGACAUUGAAAUAGAAAUCCAAGCUAAUUGCACUGGCUGGACGGGGAUUAGUUUUGCUGAGGGCCAGAUUGGCCAGCCUGGAUCAUACGGCGACGUUAUGAUGGGGGGAUUCAACGAUGAACUCCAGCUGGGCUACAGUGAAGAUAGACACAUUGCUCUGGAGAAUCCUGAUCCUGCUAAUGGACACUUGUUUGAUGACAGCAACGAUAUUUUGUUGAAAAGUGCUCGAUACGAGGAACCGUGGACCAUCAUCCGCAUUUUACGUAGUCUCAAUACUGGCGAUUCCCAAGAUAUCCCUAUUUUGCCUGGACCAAUGACAGUAGCUUGGACCAUUUCUUCCACUGACGAUACGUCUCUUGGGCACGACACCGCUGGCCUCAGUCGAGUAACCUUCAUUCCUCUUUGAAGAGAAAAGAAGCUUAAUUACAGAUAUGGCUGUUCAUAAAUUGCGAUUAAUUGCUUUAUCCAAUUUUAGCUUUCAAAAAUAAAUAAAAUCUACAUGAAAAUAGUUAAUACAGCAACGAAAUUUCCAA